This is a messenger RNA of Eruca vesicaria subsp. sativa (arugula), 1002 nucleotides long. The record is from the annotation of a GenBank genome assembly. Lineage: Eukaryota; Viridiplantae; Streptophyta; Magnoliopsida; Brassicales; Brassicaceae.
AUGGAAGCUUCACAAAAUCUUCUCCAAACACCCCAAAAUUUCAUGAAGGACGAUGAUGUGAGCCAAGAAUGUGAGAAUCUGAUCUCUUCUUUACCUUCAGAGAAAGAUUUCAUGGGACGUAAUCUCUAUAACUACCAAGGAUCUUGGUACUAUCCCAGCAGACUCCAAGCAAUCCUAAACUUCCAAAAGGAUUUCAAAGCACGGGACACUGAUAUCAUCCUAGCUUCUUUCCCCAAAUCAGGAACCACCUGGCUCAAGGCUCUUGCAUUUGCCGUCGUCCAUAGAAACAAGUACGCUCCUAAUCUUGUAUCCCAUCCUCUCCUCUCCAACAAUCCACACAACCUCGUUCGGUUUCUUGAACUUGAUUUAUAUGUUAAGGACCAACGUCCUGACCUCGAAGAGAUUCCUUCUCCUAAGAUUUUUGCAACCCACAUGCCGUUUCAAACGCUUCAUGAGACUCUAAGGGAUUCUCCAUGCAAAGUUGUUUACGUGUGUAGGAACAUAAAAGAUGUGUUGGUCUCUCGUUGGCAUUUCAGGAGCAAGGUUAGAAACGAGUUAUAUAGCAACUACUCACUUGAAGAUAUGGUUGACGAGUUUAUCAAAGGGGAUUACGCGUUCGGACCGUUUGAUAAUCAAGUCUUAAGUUACUGGAAAGUGAGCUUGGUGAGUUCGAAACCGGUACUCUUCAUGAAAUAUGAAGAAAUGAUAGAGAAGCCUGAGGCUCAAGUUAUGAGGCUCGCAGAUUUCUUGGGUUGUUCGUUUACUGAAGAAGAAAAGCAAAGUGGAAUGGUGGAGAAGAUCUUGGAACUGUGUAGUUUUGGUAACUUGAGUAACUUGGAAACCAACAAGACUGGGACAUCUGCUUUUGGAAUUGCUCCCCAUGCGUUUUUUCGUAAAGGAGGAGUUGGUGACUGGAAGAAUCAUCUCUCUGAUGAUAUGGCAAGAAAACUCGAUGAGAUGGUCGAAAAGAAACUACGAGGUUCAGGGUUGAAGUUUGAGUGA